Molecule: messenger RNA, 450 nt
Organism: Drosophila novamexicana
Lineage: Eukaryota; Metazoa; Arthropoda; Insecta; Diptera; Drosophilidae
Exons: 2
Coding region: 1-450 (149 amino acids)
Source: RefSeq, a predicted model, not a curated record
AUGUCCAGACUUUCUUGUGUGCUUACAGUUUUGGCUGCACUGAGCUGGCAGCUGCAACUGGUUAACAGCAGCUGUAAUCUCUGUCAGGCCAGCAACGAUGCGGCCUGCAUUAAUCAGACUGCAUAUCAAUUGUGCUUUGGCCAGGAUAGCCCCAAUACGAAUCAAAUAUUCAACUGCCCCGACGGCCUGGUCUGCACGGAUAAGCCGCAAAUCUGUUUCCAGCGCUCCGAAAUGCCCGCCAGUUGUGGCGACACCGACAGCUGUGGCCUGUGCAAUGAGAACAAUGUAUUUGCCUGCACCUCGCGCAACACAUUCGCCUUCUGUUUUGGCGCCACGACGCCCACCGCUGUGAAUGGCACCUGCCCCGCGGGACGCUUCUGCGACGCCUCCAGCGUGGAUAUAUGUGUUGCCACAGCCACAGCCGACUCGAUCAUAUGCCAUUUGGAUUGA